Molecule: messenger RNA, 1861 nt
Organism: Aplysia californica (California sea hare)
Lineage: Eukaryota; Metazoa; Mollusca; Gastropoda; Aplysiida; Aplysiidae
Product: beclin-1
Exons: 17
Coding region: 174-1505 (443 amino acids)
Biological process (GO): cellular response to nitrogen starvation; autophagosome assembly; late endosome to vacuole transport
Cellular component (GO): phosphatidylinositol 3-kinase complex, class III, type I; phagophore assembly site; phosphatidylinositol 3-kinase complex, class III, type II
Source: RefSeq, a predicted model, not a curated record
GAGUCGGUGGUCAAUACACCACAGUUGGGCGGGAGCGGACUCAGAAAACAUUAGGUCCGCUGUUCAAACACAGGGCAUUGUGCACUUCUCUCAAGGUCUCCGAAAGCCGGUCGAGAGAAGAUCAGAGCCAGUGUUUCUGACAUUUCGUGUGUUGAAACUGAGAACAGAGACUCAUGGAUACCAAAAUGUCUUCAUCCCGCAUUGAAGCUGGGAAAGCAGGGACCACAUUCGUUCAUUUUAUGUGUCAGCGUUGCAAUUUGCCCCUGAAACUUGACUCCAGCUUCAGCGAAUUGUCGAGAGACUUGUUCAAGGAACUCACAGAGCCUCUUAGUGCUGUGUCCGACAUGGAAGAGAGCAUCCAAGUCAUUCGAAAAGAAGAAAUCAAUUUCGAAGAGGAUGAAGAGUUUAGCCGUACUAUCAUGCCAAGUGGCGGGUUUGAAGAAUCUAGUGACUUCACACUGGUCGGUGACCUUGGUACUGGCAGCAUGGAUGCCUUAAGUAUACGAGCACGUGUGACUGGGCAGCUUUUUGACCUCAUGUCUGGCUACUCAGAGAUAGACCAUCCCCUGUGUCAAGAGUGUACUGACCAUCUACUGGACAAUCUUGACUACCAGUUGAAUAUUGUUGAGGAUGAGAACAAGGAAUACAGGGAGUUUUUGGACAAGCUGGGUGUCUCGGAGGACGUUAUCAAUGAGGAAGAACUGGAUGAAGAGCUCCUUCAGCUGCGUGAGGAGGAAAAAAUCUUACAACAGCAGCUACUGGAAGCAGAGAAGGAGAGGGCAAAGGUCGCAGAGGCUAUGGAGAAGGAGAAGGAAAAGGCCAAGCAGUUGGAUUUAGAAGAAGAAAAGUACUGGAAGGAAUUCAAUGACCAGAGCAGACUUGCUCUUGACCUAGAGGAUGAGCAGCGAAGUGUGGACAACCAGCUGAAGUAUGCUCAAGCUCAGUUGGACAGACUCAAGAAGACAAAUGUGUUCAACGCAACAUUCCACAUCUGGCAUGAUGGAGAGUUUGGCACUAUAAAUGACUUCCGAUUAGGAAGACUUCCUGGCACAAAUGUGGAGUGGUCAGAAAUCAAUGCAGCAUGGGGUCAAGUGGUUCUCCUUCUGGUUUCGCUGGCCAACAAAAUUGGUCUCAACUUUACAAAGUACAGACCCGUCCCCUAUGGCAACCACUCUUACAUAGAAGUCUUGGAUGAAAAGAAAGAACUUCCCUUGUACGGCUCAGGAGGCAUCCGUUUCCUUUGGGAUACAAAGUUUGACUCUGCCAUGGUUGCCUUUUUAGAGUGCUUGCAGCAGUUCCGAGAUGAAGUUCAGAAAGAAGACUCAAGUUUCAACCUUCCUUACAAAAUGAGCAAAGGGAAAAUCUUCGAAGGAGAGAAGACCCAGUAUUCCAUCAAAAUGCAGUUCAAUUCGGAGGAACAGUGGACCAAAGCUCUCAAGUACAUGCUAACCAACCUCAAGUGGGCUUUGGCUUGGCUGUCUGCCCGCAGGAGUCUGGGAGAAUGACCAUGCAGUCUUGAAAGCAAACUAGUAGAGAGCGACUGAAAUUAACUUUAAAAAAAUAAUUUUUAAGUUACAAUUCUACACAGGAAUACAAUACAACUAAUUUCUGUAAUUACCAAAUACUGUGAAUGCCUAAACUUUUUCAUUAAAAAACCCAACUUUUAAAAGUAAUUGCUCUGUUCAGGAAACAAACUUGUUUAAAAAUUGUGGCCUGCAGAGAAAGCUGAAUAAAUGGUGUUGGAUAGAAACUGAACUGUUGGUUGAAUAUGGUUGAGCAUUUCCCAUCAUUGUCUGUCUAUUGCAUGAAAAACUGACUUAAUUGUACAAUGAAAAUGUGCUUAGUAAAUGAAAAAAAAAAA